Messenger RNA from Drosophila novamexicana, 5581 nucleotides. RefSeq names its product rho GTPase-activating protein gacF (gene Dg). The transcript is spliced from 12 exons. Gene Ontology annotation, biological process: morphogenesis of an epithelium; nerve development; muscle attachment. Gene Ontology annotation, molecular function: calcium ion binding; laminin binding. The record is from RefSeq and is a predicted model, not a curated record. Gene Ontology annotation, cellular component: dystroglycan complex; dystrophin-associated glycoprotein complex; sarcolemma. The coding region runs from base 260 to 3022 and encodes 920 amino acids. Lineage: Eukaryota; Metazoa; Arthropoda; Insecta; Diptera; Drosophilidae.
AGUGCGUUUUAUACAUGAAUUUGCGCAAAACUUAAAUAGAAAACGGUGCAGCGCGCCAGCAGCAGCAGCGGCAGCCAGAGAUGACAACAACAACAACAACGGCAACAUAAAUAACAACAACAACAACGACAACUUUGACGGCAAAAACGAGUCGAAAAAUAUUCAUUUGACCAACCCCUGCAUCGAGCAGUCUUUGGAAUUGUUUAACGCCCCGUAACGAAUAACGAAUUUGAAAUUGUACUCCAUAUCGAAAACGUAUAUGAACCCAGCAAGUAUGAGGUCGUCUGUCUUAUCAGCGAAGUGCAAUCGAGGCGCAUCUUUGCCAACUUUAUUGCUCUGUUUGCUGCUGAUCGCGGCGGCGGUAAACGCUGAGCGGGAUUUCAAUGUGAACGACUCUCAGGUGCCCGUCAUAGAGCCGAAAGAUGCGCCCGCCUACCAGCAAGAUCCAUAUGUGACAGAGCUAAUGCGUUGCCAGCAGACACAGCCGGAGAUUGUGCUCUCGCUGCUGCUGCGGAAGCAUGACUGGAGCGAACUGAGCCUGGCCAAGCGCGCGCAUGUUCAAGCCAAAUUGGCCAAGUUCUUUGCCAUACCCAAGGAAUUUAUUACGCUGGAUUCGGUCUCGAAGCGGGAACUGGGCAACAUGCACAAGCUGGCCAUGCGUAAGGGCGGCAAGGGUCAAAAGCAUGUGGAAGCUGCGAAUCGUCGUUUGGGUCGCGCCAGUUUUAUGAUUGGCUGUGGCUCGAGUUACUUCAGCAUGGGAGAGCCAAUAGCCAAACAGAUACCCCACCAAAUCAAGGAUGGCACCAUUGGCGCCUUAACGGAGGAGAAUUUUGGCCUGUGGUUUAUAUGGCGCAAGGAAUUGAAGUCCAGAUCCCAACGAAAGCGACGUCAGUCGGAGGGCAGCGGCGACGAGGAUGACUACGACUAUGGCGAGGAUGACGAAGAUCAGGCCGCUGAACUAGUUACGGUUGUGCCCACAUCGCAUGCGCAUCGACAUCACCAUGGCGCGGCAGGAGAUGCUGUCGACGCCCUCGAAGCCGCCAGCAAUAGCAGCGUGCCCAACCUCACCAGCAACGAGCUGGCAACGGCAGCGUCGACGACGACGACCCGACAGCCGCAGCUGGAGGUGAGCAGCUCGACGGAUGCGUCCACGGAUUAUGUGGAGCCGCGGCAGGAGAAUAGCGUGCCCAUCAUUAAAAUGCGUCUGCAGAAGUUGGCUGUGCCGUCGGGCAAGGCGUUUAGUUUUGUUGUGCCCACGGAAACGUUCUUCGAUGCCGAGGAUCAAACCAAUCUGCGCCUGGAGCUAACCGAUAAGGAUGGCCACGAGCUGAAGCCCACAUCCUGGCUGCAAUUCAAUGCCGAUAAACGCGAGCUCUACGGCCUCCCACUGGACGAUGCCGUGUCGCGCUGGCAGUAUCGCCUGUCGGCCACAGAUUCCGGCAAUGCCAGCGUCACGGAGACUGUGGAGAUCAGUGUGCAGCAGCAUCGUGCGGUGCGCACCAUUAAUCAUGAGAUCAGCAUUGCGGUGCGCAUCAAUGAGAAACACGGCCACAACAUCGAUUGGCAGCUGGAGCUUAUAAAGGCCAUUGCGCACACGCUGGAGGAUGGCAGCAGCUCGGCGCUGGUGGUGCGCGAGAUACGACAGACGCUGCAGGACCCACAAAGCGCCAGCUUCGUGUACUUCAAUGAGACGCUGCCCACCAGCGAUUGUCCCGAAACGGAGCUGAAUGAGCUGGUGCAGCGCUUGGAUGUGCAGCGCUUGAACAAUCUCGUGCAGCCGUUGCUGAGCAUCAAGUCUGUGAUGGGUCAGCUAAUUGGCGCCUGCCAAAAGACUGAGCUGGCCAAGAUUAAGCCCACAACGCACAUGGCCAAGAAUUUGCCGCCCAUGCCGCGCAAUCAGGUGGAUCGUGUGAACGCGUCCGUUGGCCAGCUGCUCGUUUACAAGGUGCCCAGCGAUACGUUCUACGAUCCCAACGACAAUGAGUUGACGCUCACGCUGAAAACCAAGGAGCACAAGGAGCUCAGCACACGCCACUGGCUGCAGUUCGAUUCGAAGAAUCAGGAAUUCUAUGGCAUACCCAAGAGCGGCGACAUUGGCACCGAGGAGUAUCUACUCAUUGCCGAGGACAGCGGCGGCCUGAGUGCCAACGAUGCACUCGUCGUUGUCGUCACCCAUACGCCCAAAAAAGAAUACGCGAUACUGUACAAGGCGUAUCUGGCCAUACGCCACGAGAGCUUCAAUGCGGAACUGCAGCGUAAGUUUGUGGAGCGCAUUGCCCAGCUGCACGGCGAUGCCAAUACCAAUCAGAUUGUGGUGCGCUCCAUUACCACGCACCAUGACUCGGAUGGGACAAUUGUCAACUUUUACAAUGCUUCGCUUUACAAGACGCACAAUCGCUGUCCCGACAAGGAGAUGGCCGCCACACGCAACAUCUAUCUGAGCAGCGAUAUGAUGCCCAGUCUUAGCGUAAAGAAAGCCCUCGGACCGGAGCUAAAUCUGACCAGCUUUACGGUGGUGCCCUCCGGAUCCUGCCAUCAUGCGGAGAACAGCGACAUCAGCCAGCACGAGUACAUACCACCACGCAGCAAGGAGCCGAGCUUAAAGCCAACCUUUCCCGAUGAGUAUUUCGCCACCUUUAUACUGCCCGCUGUUAUAAUUGUGGUCAUGAUAUUGCUUGCGUCCAUCAUAGCCUGCUGUUUGCAUAGACGCCGCCACAAGAGCGGCAAAAUGGAGUUGGGCGAUGAGGAGGAGCGUAAAUCGUUCCGGACCAAGGGCAUACCUGUUAUCUUUCAGGACGAGUUCGAGGAAAAGCCCGAAAUAGGCAACAAGAGUCCAGUCAUACUUAAGGACGAGAAGCCCCCGCUUUUGCCGCCCUCGUACAACACCUCCAAUAUGAAUGGCGACAACGAUGUGGAUGAGUAUGUGCCACCGCCGGCUGUGGUGCUGGGCGGACGCGAGGUGCGAGGGAAAUCACCGGCAACGCCCUCAUAUCGCAAGCCACCGCCAUAUGUAUCGCCAUAAAUGUGUCAACGGCAGCAAAAGCAGCAGCAGCAGCAACAACAACAAUAAGAGCAGCAACAGCAACAAUAAUCACUAUUAAUCAAUUCUUAACAAACACAAAAAUGUAAAACAAUUUACAAUCUUAAUCAAAGAUAUCUUUCGCACCCUCGAUAUCAACAUUAUCAACGUUAACUCAAAAGUUGUUCUGAAUUUGAAUAGAGGUGCAAGUCGACAGCCCCGCCCACAAUUAUGAUAAUAUUUAUGAAACGGUAUUAUGUACGGACACAACUGUAAAACAAUCAAUUAACGAUUUCAAUACGCGACUUGGCUAACAACUUAAGCUAAAACUAAAAAAAAAAAACUAAACAUUUAAGUAAAACUAACUAUGCUGCAUAUAAUUUAUCUAGUAUGUACCUUAACUUAUAUGUACACACACACAGACACGCACUCACACACACACACUACACACACACACUUUAGUAAGCAAGCGAAAGAGCUUGAAAAACACACACACACACACACGCGAACCUUUUUAUAGGAUAGCAUUUAAAGCACGUUAAAACGCGGCCAGCCGCCGUUUGACCCAUGCCCUUUGCCCAGCCUCGACCCUUAUGUAUCGAACUAUUUAUUAUUGUUAAUUAAUGUGCAGCCUACAGACGUUCGGCUUGAGCUAUUUAAGCCGAAUUGUUUAGCCCCUCUUUUUUGGCCAGUACCGUCCGAAAUGUACCAAGAAUAGCUCACCUAAAGAAUUCUCUCCCCCUUCAAAAGCUGGCCGCUGCCCAGACCAAUUCUAUUUUUCUUUGAGGGGGCCAACACUUUAGCCACAUUCUAUAUGCAGUUCGAACUUGUUGGCCGUCUAGUAUUUUAUCAUAUCAUAUAUAUAUUUAUAAUUGCAGUCACUUGAGCAGGGGGCAUCUUGCUUCAAUUUUGCAUUUAGUUUUUAAGAAGCAAUCGUUUUUAUAAUGGUUAACUUUUUAAAUUUAUGCUAUACUCGAUACAGCUGCCAAUUGAAUAGUGAGUACGUUCACACAAUUCAUUUAUAAACAAACAAACAAACAAACAACUACAAAUCAAAAUAAUAGUACAUAUUCCGAAUUCCUAUAGUUGCCCCACAAGUGCUUCCUCCAUACCACCAAAAUCAAACCCAAAACGUAAUGAUCUACAACAACAAAACACACACGCCCACACGAAACACACACACAAAGUAUAUCAAAUCAUUACUUAAAGUAGUCCCCUUAGUUAUUAAUUGAUUUUACAAACCCUAUAUGAUUAGAAUUUACACGUAUUUAUACACAUAUAUAUAUAUAUAUACUUAAACUUAAAAUUACUUGAGGAGGAACCAUUUGAAUUGUACUAAAAACUGCAUAUUUUAGCUAUCUAGUGAGUAUGUCCAUUGAUUUUUAUAUACGAGAGCGUCAUCUAUGUAAGUUAGAGCAAUAUUUUGUCUGAGAAAAACAAAUGAAUGAAAAAAAACAUUAUGAGAAACAAAUUACUUAAUGAACAAAACAAAUGCAAAACAAAAAAAAAAGAAGGAAAGUUAAAGUAAAUGCGACCGCAAUGCGGCGUAAAGCCUAUUAAAUUAAGCAUAUAUGUACGAUUAUGUGUACUAAAUUGAGUAAAUUGUAUAAGCUCAUUAAGCCUAAAAUAUUUACACUGUAUUUUGUAACAACAACAACAACACACACAACAAUAACGGUAUCAAUUUAUUUUGAAUAAAAAAUGCCAAAGAUACAUUUUUAUUCUUAAGUUUAAUGUUAAUUUGAGCACAUUAAUUGCAAAUGUGCAUUAAAUUGGAUAGUUACUACUUUUAUGUAGUAUACAUUGUGAAUUUGUGAAAUCUUGUAACGUCACGUUAGCAGCAGACGUUAUCAACUAAGUAUUCCCAGAUUGUAAUUAACAAUUGCCCGAAGGCUAAGUAAUUCAAAAAUGAUCCCUAAAAAAAAGGACAACCAACUUAAUAAGCCAAUAAAGUGUUUUUUGGCAUGGCCGGGUUGCUAAAACAUUUAUAAAAGUAGAAUUCUCAUACCCUAAUUUCAUGCGCAGCCAACUAAUAGGCCCCCAAAUUGCCUGAUGGAGUUGCCAGAUUGCUGAGAAGCUUAAAGAGCUUGCGUUUAUUUCAAGGUUCGUUGGUGUGAAAAACACACACACACACACCCACUCAGACACGCGCCCACACACAGACACACCACAAGUAAGUACACAAACUGAUAACUAAAUACACAAAUUGUUUUUAAUUGAACCAAUAAAUGCUAGCAUAGAACACUGAACUGGAUGCAUAAAAAAAAUCACAUGAAAUAAAAUCUAUAUAUAAAAAAAAACAAUAAUUGUGCAUAGAAAUUGUGAGCGCUCUGAUCAUGUAUUGUGUGUGUGUGCACAACCGAAAAGAAAAAAAAAAAACAAGAAAAAUCAAUUGAAAGCGAAUUGUGGGAAAAGUGUUUAUAUAUUUGGUAAAAUGAUUUGGCUACGAGGCCCGCCCCUCAAAUAAUUAUGGUAAUUAUUGAAGAAAGACCUAAAGUCAAUAACAAGAAUAAACAAAUAAAUAAUAAAUGAAUAAAUUGUUUGCAAUUUGUAAGCGAAAAA